Molecule: messenger RNA, 1227 nt
Organism: Fulvia fulva
Lineage: Eukaryota; Fungi; Ascomycota; Dothideomycetes; Mycosphaerellales; Mycosphaerellaceae
Product: Glutaminyl-peptide cyclotransferase
Exons: 1
Coding region: 1-1227 (408 amino acids)
Molecular function (GO): zinc ion binding; glutaminyl-peptide cyclotransferase activity
Source: RefSeq, a predicted model, not a curated record
AUGAAGCUCCUCAGCCAACUGCUGCUGCUGCCGCCGCCGCUGCUGCUGCUGCCGCCGCCAGCAGUCCUCCGCGAAACGUGCAUCGGUGUGCACGCCUACUCGACUCUCUCCGACGACACGCUGCGUGCACUGCCCACGCCCGGCCACGACUUCGACAUCAACACGGGCAAACUGCUCGCGCCGAUCCUGCGCACCCGUGUCCCCGGCACAGAAGGCUCCCGCGCCGUUCUGCAGCACUUUGCCGACUUCUUCAACGACAAUCUGCCCGAAUGGAAGCUCUCCUUCCAGAACUCGUCCUCGACCACGCCCACCAGCAAUGGCGACCAAGUGCCCUUUGUCAAUCUGAUCGCGAACCGAGAUCCGCCUUGGACGAAAGGUGAUGGGGACGUGGGGAGGCUGUCGCUGGUUGCUCACUACGACAGCAAGCUGACUCCGGAGGGCUUCAUUGGAGCCACCGAUUCCGCUGCGCCGUGUGCUAUGCUCCUGCAUGCCGCAAGAUCCAUCGAUGCUGCCUUGACGGCAAAGUGGAACGCCAUGUCCGCCGCGGGGAACACGGAUGAUGAUCUAGAGGGACACCAGGGCGUGCAGAUCCUCCUGUUGGACGGCGAGGAGGCCUUCCACACGUGGACACACACUGACUCGCUCUAUGGCGCGAGGAGUCUGGCAGCAGAGUGGGAGACGACCAUGUUUGGUUAUGGAGGAGGUGUGUUCGAGUCCCCGUUGAGGACCAUUGAGCUGUUCGUUCUUCUGGACCUGCUCGGCUCGAAAGAUCCCAAGGUUCCUUCAUACUUCAAGACAACGCAUUGGGCGUAUCAGAAGAUGGCAGAAGCAGAGACGCGCCUCAGGGCAGCAGGCAUGUUCAAAAGCUCUCCAAACCACCCCAGCAAGCGGGCGGAAGAGCGGGCGAAGGAGCCAAUGUUUCUUCACGAAGGCGGGAAGAAAGAUACAGACCGAUGGUCGGGAGGCUACGUCGAAGAUGACCAUGUCCCAUUCAUGGCUCGUGGUGUUGAGAUCUUGCACAUCAUCACUGCGCCAUUUCCGACCGUAUGGCAUACCAUCCAAGACGAUGGCGAACAUUUAGACUUGGAUACGGUGGAAGAUUGGGCCAUGCUCACGCUUGCCUUUGUCGCCGAGUGGUUGGAGCUUGAAGGCUACUUCGACGAUGUGCAGCCUGCAGUACGGCGGAGCGUGGGCAGGGACGAGCAUGCUGGCAGAGACGAAUUGUGA